AUGAAUGAAGAAAUUUGUAGUACUAAUAUGGAUUUGGCAUUUUUUAAAGAUAUUAUAAUUUACCUACUAUUGUUUCAUGUGCAACCAAUAUGCCAAAAGGAUAUUUAUUAUUGGGAAGGUAGUGGAAAACAAUCUUUAACUAGUUUAGUUGCUUAUGUUACAGGUGAAUGGAUGCAUACAUUCAGAUUUUAUCUUCGAUAUAAUUUUUCUUCAGGUGACAAAUAUUUUAAAAUCAGUGUGCCAAACAUAUACAUUGAACAAUUUGUUGAUGAUUUACAAAAUGUUUAUCGGUGUGCUGUGCCUCUUGGUCAAGAUAUUGCAUUUACUGCAUAA
Rotaria sp. Silwood2 is the source of this 333-nucleotide messenger RNA. NCBI's taxonomy places the organism in Eukaryota, Metazoa, Rotifera, Eurotatoria, Philodinida, Philodinidae. The record is from the annotation of a GenBank genome assembly.